Molecule: messenger RNA, 834 nt
Organism: Entamoeba dispar SAW760
Lineage: Eukaryota; Evosea; Mastigamoebida; Endamoebidae
Exons: 1
Coding region: 1-834 (277 amino acids)
Source: RefSeq, a predicted model, not a curated record
AUGGAGGAUACAACUACCAAAAUGAAAAGACAACUCCUACUUAAGGAGAUUGAUCUAGAAAAAUCAAAAAUCGAACGACUAAGAAAGGAAAUUGAAUUACAAAAGUUAUUAAAUGAAACUAAAAAGAUGGAUAUGAGGGAAGAGUUAUUUCAAAUAUUUAUUCAAAAAAAAUCUAAUAUUGAAAAUGAGUUGAAAAAAAAACAAGAAGAAGGAAAAGAAUAUAUAAAACAAAGAAAUAUGAAGGUUGAAGACAUAAUUAAUAACCUUCAAACAGAAAUGAAUGAUGUUCAAACAAAAAAUGUUUUAUCAACCACUAUUGGUUAUGACUUCUCAGAUGAACUAAUUAAAAUAUUUCAAGAAAAAGUUCACUUAAAACAUACUCAAUUAUUAUUUUCAAGUAAAACUGAUGAUUUCACCAGUUACUCUUUUAAUAACAAAAUUGUAAACAAAUCAAACGUUAUGAUAUUUAUUAAAACUGAAAACGACUCAUUGAUUGGGAGUUUUACUUCAACAACUAUUCCUCCACCAAGUCAAAGUGAUAGAGUGAUAGUUACUGAUCAAUCUCAUUUUAUUUUUAUAAUAACACAAAACGGAUUAAAUACUUUUUCGUUAAAAAAAAAUUGGAUGUGUUCAUUAUGUGUAUGUCCAAAUACAGGUGAUGAUGUUGUUGUAAUAAAUUCGUUUUUCGUAAUAAAGAAAUCAAGAGAGUUAUGGAUCCCAUCAGAACCAUUUAAGGAGAAUUAUUCAUCUACACUUGAUCUUGUAACGUUACUCAAUACAAACACGGAUGGUUAUUCAACAAUAAAAUCAUUAACUGCUAUUGAAUGGUUUUAA